Myiozetetes cayanensis is the source of this 4169-nucleotide messenger RNA. It is a transcript of the gene ARK2N, whose product is annotated as arkadia (RNF111) N-terminal like PKA signaling regulator 2N. The record is from RefSeq and is a predicted model, not a curated record. Gene Ontology annotation, molecular function: ubiquitin protein ligase activity. Gene Ontology annotation, biological process: ubiquitin-dependent protein catabolic process. Bases 2186 to 3403 code for a protein of 405 amino acids. The transcript is spliced from 7 exons. NCBI's taxonomy places the organism in Eukaryota, Metazoa, Chordata, Aves, Passeriformes, Tyrannidae.
UCCCGCAGCUCCUGCCGCUCCGCCCGCCCAUGCCCCGGCCGCUGCCCCCGCCGGGGAGCCCUGGGGGGGCCCUGCCUCCAGCGGUUAACACCUGUAAUUGCUGUUCCUGUGGUACCAGAGCUGGAAGUCAGGCAGUCACAACAGCACAGCUUUCCCUGCUGCCCUGGAGGAGGGAAACGUGGCCUUUGAGGAGGGAAAAGGUUCUUAACAAGCUCUGAGGAGAACACCUAAUUGCUGGUCGGCAUCGUGAAGAGGUGGGAUGAGAAAUUCCUGAGAAAUCAGGAAGAGAAGGGGGCUGUGGCCUUAACACACUCAGGUGUGUGAUGUGUGCGGCGGGUCAGCAGCCCCUGGUGGGAAUCCCAGCGCACAAACCAGUCGGGGAGGGCGUGCAUGCUUUAAACCCAGUCCUGCAGAGGGAGGGGAAAAGGGAAGGAACCUGAAGCCAACCACAAGGCAGUUGAGAACGGCCUCAACACACACAGAGGGCAAGCCCAGCUUGGAGAGGAGAGGUAGGAAGGAUGUGUGGGUGCCUUGGACAAACGGCCACUGGGGAGGAGUUGAUGAGGUAAGGUGAGACUGAACCAACAAAAAGUAGAUAGAGAUUGUCUUGAGGGGCUUUGAACACUAAACACCAAGGAGAUAAGUUGGUGUAAGCUGCUCAGAGCAACAAAAAAUAAUUGCCUUGGCUGUCCCAACACUCCCCCCACUUUCCCCCUCUCCUUAAUGUGUAUUUUCCUUUGAAAUGCAGGCUUCUUUGCGUGGAUUCUGUUCACUUUUCUUCACUUUCUCCUGUAUGUUGUCACAUCAACUGCCUCCUGCACCAAGGAUGUAUGUGCCACCCAUGACCCACCUGAAUAUCAACAUCUCACUUAAACAGCUGUUAAUGAGAUGGGAAUCUCCACGUACCACACAGAGCUGUGGCUGCAGAGCAAGUAAUCCACCUGGCUGGUUACCCUCUGACCAGAAUACCACCAUUACCUGGUGAUACUAAAAGCUUUGCAGACUUCUUUAAAUAAGUUGUUUCAAGCAACCUUCAUGUUAUUGUCUGUGGCAUUUCAGAGUUAGUGUGCUGAUGGUAUGUUUUGACAGAAUUGGAUUUGUGAUCAAUCUCAGCUUCUGUUUUUUUGUCUGCAGUUGUCUGACUUAGAAAACUCUGAACACUGGCAGAGGCUGAGCAGCAGAGUUAAUUACACAUUUACUAGACCACAGUGAAAAGUUUAAACACCCUAGCUAGCAGUGUGUAACUUGCACCUCAGAACAGGCACUCUGGAAAAGAAGGACUAAAACUUGAAAUCCGUCUUUGCUCGCUUGAACCUUACUGGUAGCAGCAGGCAGCUGAAAGUGAAACAGCACUGGGAGAGGGGAACAGGCAUAGUGCUGGGAAAGAGCUCUGGGUUAAAGCUGUGUGGUACAGUGUGUGUUCAUGCUCUGAGGUGACCUGAGGCUUACGUGGAAAGGAAACAGCUUUUGGUUUUCCAGAACCAAAAUAAGUGUAAGUGGGAGUUAAGCCUUUAACUUUAGCACAGAACUGUUACCGAUCUGCGGCAGCAGAUAUUAUUGCAGGGAACUUGAACGACACGAAUCAGCACAAAAAUCAUAACUUUCUUCCACAUCUUUGUUCCACGUUUUUAGUGCAUACUGCAGUUCUGGGCCUGUAAAUCCAGUGUGUACAAAUGUGGAAUUCUAAGCAGAAAGAGAACUGGAUGAAAGGGGUUGUAUGUGAAAAUGUGCAUAGAGUGUAAAUGUUAGCCUCUGCGGUUGCUUUCUCUUAACAGAGUUCUGUUAAGCUAAGCUGAGGGACUGAUACCUUGUCACUUGCAUGGUGUUACUGCUUAAGGGUUACAAUCUAAAGGUGUGGUUGUCUGUUCCCACUCGUUAGCGUUGCCUCUUCCCGUGUCUGAUCAGCCUGAGUGGAGCCUGCAGCAGUUUCUCCGUGGCUGUGAGUGGCUCCCUGCAGUUGGGGCACACGUGGAUUACUCAUUCAGGACUGGAAAUGAGAUGUGGCUCCGUGGCGCAGGUGUUGCUGUUACACCGUGUCAGAUGCAUUACUGAACUGCUCAGGGAGGUCAAGUAACUUGGCAGUGGUCACGAGGGUGCUAUAUUCCUGAAGACCACAUAUAGUUUGCCCACUCUUCCAGACCCCGUGCCCAAUGCUUUGAGACCAGGAGGACCUUUUUUCUCUGCAAUGAAGAUGGAGGCAGUGGGAAAGGCUGAAGAACUUGCUGAUUCAGAAGUUCCACCAAAGGCUUCUGAAAAGCAAGAGGCUGCUCCUGAUGAAGACGGACCUAUAGAGCUCGAGGCACAAACCCAGAAGGACAGCAUGCCCACUGCAGCUGACUCUGCAGUGCUCUCUUCCAUGCCUUGCUUGCUGAUGGAACUGCGGCGAGACUCCUCGGAGUCCCAGCUGGCAUCCACGGAGAGCGACAAGCCAGCGGGCGGCCGAGUUUAUGAGAGUGACUCUUCCAAUCACUGCAUGCUCUCCCCUUCUUCCAGUGGGCAUUUGGCUGACUCAGACACGUUGUCUUCCACGGAAGAGAAUGAGCCCUGUCAAGCUGAAGCUAUUGCAGAGGGAGACCCUUCUGCGGCGUCCGGGGCCGCAGCUGGGAGGAAAUCCAGGAGAUCCAGGUCCGAGAGCGAAACCUCAACGAUGGCUGCCAAGAAAAACCGACAGUCCAGCAACAAGCAGAACGGUCGAGUUACCAAGGCCAAGGGCCACCGAAGCCAAAAGCACAAAGAGAGGAUCCGGCUCCUGAGGCAGAAGCGGGAGGCGGCUGCUCGCAAGAAGUACAACCUGCUGCAGGACAGCAGUACCAGCGACAGCGACCUGACCUGCGACUCCAGCACCAGCUCGUCCGACGACGACGAAGAGGUUUCAGGGAGCAGCAAGACAAUCACGGCAGAGAUACCAGAUGGACCCGCCAUUGUGGCUCACUAUGAUAUAUCAGACACAAACUCGGACCCAGAAGUGGUAAAUGUGGACAAUCUCUUGGCAGCUGCAGUAGUUCAAGAGCACAAUAGUUCUCUGGGAAAUCAAGAGUCGGGAUCUGCCUGGAGAACCAGAGGGCUGCUGGAUGAAAUGAGUGCUGAUACAGGUUGUUUGGACCCAGGCUUCCUUGCAGGUGACAUAACCUCUUCUGGUAACGCCCAGGCCAAUGAAGAAAUUAAUAUUGCCUCUUCUGAUAGCGAAGUAGAGAUUGUUGGAGUUCAGGAGCAUGCCAGGUGUGUGCAUCCCAGGGGAGGUGUGAUCCAGAGCGUGUCCUCCUGGAAGCGCGGCUCCCAGUUCAUCAACGCCCAGCAAACGCAGCCAUGGACAGCAGUGGCUCCCCAGCAGAACUGGUCCUCGCCCCCAGAAGUCGUGGACCUCACCCUGGAUGAGGACACCAGGCGCAAAUUCCUGCUGUAAUUCCGUGUCACUGUGUCCCCUUCCCCCUUCCCCUCCUCCCUUCUGUGGCACAGAAGUUCAUGAUUAAACCUUCAGUUUCAGAGCCCUCCCCGCUCCCCAACCCUGCCCCCCAACCCCGUUCUUGGCCCUAUGAAAUUCAAAGUCACGACGUUUUGGUUUUUUUUUCCUCAUGUCCACAAAGAAUGUAGUACAAUUUCAGUAUGACUUAAAAAGGGGUGUUUUUUUUUUGCCUUCUCAAAGGGGGAUUCCUCCCGAAUUAACAGCACCAAAUUUUAAAACACAUCUACAGUUUACUAACGUGCGUGUGUUAAUCUGAAGAAGUAACAGUGUGCAGACUUACACCCUCCCGCCCUUCCCCUCCUCCCAACUCCAGAACAUUUUUUAACUUAUCAGUAUACUGAGUUUGUUAGUAGAAGUUAGUGUGUUGCUGUGUGAGCAUCAGUGAUUUUAAGAAAUGGUGUGUCCUCACUGAUUUCAGUGGAACUGGGGUUAUUCAACGCUUCCGAAAUUUGGGCCAAGAGUGUUUAUACCCAAGCUGAUUUGGUUAUGUUACCAGCAGGAGGGACUGUCUUUAAUGCAAAUGGCCCAUAACAUAUGCACUGAACAGCUUUUUAUUCAAGCAUUUUUAUUUUCGAUAUUAUUUAUGGUUUAUUCAGUGCUGAAUCUUCCGUCUACUUGACUACUGUGUUUCACUGAUCAUUUCCCAUGGCUUGACAAGGCUAAAAUAGUAAUAGUAGUGACUUAGUAGCAGCUGAUUAUUGCAAAA